AUGGACAACGAAGUGAAGGAAGAACUGGUAAGACGACAAAAAACAGCGUGGGCGGCAUUCGGCCCCCCUAGAAGAAGUCACCAAUCACCUGACUGAUCCGGAAAUUCGCGCUGAUCUGUACAAUUCCACAGUUCUCCCUGCGCUUUCCUACGCAGCACUGAGCGAUGUCUUCGGAGGUUCGACCGGCUCACUCAAUAUCGAGUUCGACUUCGUAGAUAUCCACAGAAAGUCUUUCCCUCGUGAUCUAGUGCAGUAA
Messenger RNA from Haemonchus placei, 256 nucleotides. Lineage: Eukaryota; Metazoa; Nematoda; Chromadorea; Rhabditida; Trichostrongylidae. The record is from the annotation of a GenBank genome assembly.